Messenger RNA from Ipomoea triloba (trilobed morning glory), 2287 nucleotides. Its product is annotated as cytochrome P450 97B2, chloroplastic. The record is from RefSeq and is a predicted model, not a curated record. Gene Ontology annotation, molecular function: monooxygenase activity; iron ion binding; heme binding. The transcript has 14 exons. Gene Ontology annotation, cellular component: chloroplast. The coding region runs from base 189 to 1943 and encodes 584 amino acids. Lineage: Eukaryota; Viridiplantae; Streptophyta; Magnoliopsida; Solanales; Convolvulaceae.
ACAAAUAUCUACGUGUCUCUCACACAUGGGAGUUGCGCUUCGUCAGUGGGUAGAGCACAAAUACAGUUCACUGGAAAGCAGGCGCACCAAUUUGCACACCAUUACUGUAAAUCUGAGCUCAACUCGCCUCGCCUCUUCGUCUCCUUGGUUCUUAGGAUUCUUGCACUCCAUCUGUUUGAUAAAAGUCUAUGGCGACUGGGUGCUGCGUUGCUGCUACUCACACUGACUGUGGGCUCGGCCGUUCUUGUAUUGGUUUGCCCUCUAUUUCUUCUAGGACUGCGGGUACUAGACAUAGUCAUGGCAGGUCCUUCAAGAUGAAGCCCAGUGGAGGGUGUCGAAUUCGGUGCCAGUCCACUAGUACGGAUGAGCGCAAAACAAGAAUGAAUUUGUUAGACAAUGCAAGCAAUCUCCUCACUAAUCUGUUGAGUGGGGGAAAAAUUGGGUCCAUGCCUACUGCUGAAGGUGCUGUUUCUGAUCUUUUUGGUCGGCCACUUUUCUUCUCACUGUACGACUGGUUCUUAGAGUAUGGCUCGGUGUAUAAGCUUGCUUUUGGGCCGAAAGCAUUCGUAGUUGUAUCAGAUCCCAUUGUGGCAAGGCAUAUUCUUCGUGAAAAUGCAUUCUCAUAUGACAAGGGAGUUCUCGCUGAAAUUUUGGAACCUAUAAUGGGAAAAGGACUAAUACCUGCUGACCUUGAUACUUGGAAACAAAGGAGAAGAGUCAUUGCUCCUGGGUUCCACACUUCAUACUUGGAAGCCAUGGCAAAAGUAUUUGUCGAUUGUUCUGAAAGAACAAUAUUGAAAGUUGAAAAGCUUAUAGAAGGAGAAGAGUCACAAGGUGGAAAAACAAUUGAAUUGGAUCUUGAGUCAGAAUUUUCAAAUUUGGCACUGGAUAUUAUUGGGCUUGGGGUUUUCAAUUAUGAUUUUGGUUCUGUCACCAAAGAAUCUCCAGUGAUCAAGGCAGUAUAUGGUACUCUUUUUGAAGCUGAGCAUCGGUCAACAUUCUAUAUUCCUUAUUGGAACAUUCCUCUGGCAAGGUGGUUAGUUCCCCGACAAAGGAAAUUCCGUAAUGAUCUUAAGGUCAUAAAUGACUGUCUAGAUGGUCUCAUAAAACUUGCGAAAGAGACCAGGCAGGAAGCAGAUGUUGAGAAACUGCAGCAGAGGGACUACCUAAAUCUUAAGGAUGCAAGUCUCUUGCGAUUUUUAGUUGAUAUGAGGGGUGCUGAUGCUGAUGAUAGUCAGCUAAGAGAUGACUUGAUGACAAUGCUUAUUGCUGGCCAUGAAACAACUGCAGCUGUCCUUACUUGGGCUGUUUUCCUGCUAGCACAACAUCCUUCCAAAAUGAAGAAAGCCCAAGCUGAGAUUGACGCGGUGCUUGGACAGGGAAGACCAACCUUUGAAUCACUCAAAAAAUUGGAGUACUUACGUCUCAUUGUCGUGGAGUCUCUGCGCUUGUUUCCACAACCUCCAUUGCUUAUUAGGCGUUCCCUUAAACCAGAUCAAUUACCAGGAGGUUACAAUGGUGACAAGGAUGGAUAUGCAAUUCCAGCUGGUACCGACAUAUUUCUUUCUGUGUAUAAUCUCCAUAGGUCACCAUACUUCUGGGACAAACCAAAUGAGUUUGAACCUGAGAGGUUUCAAGUUCGAAAAGAAAGUGAAGGAAUUGAAGGGUGGGCUGGUUUUGAUCCAUCUAGAAGCCCUGGAGCACUAUACCCAAAUGAGAUUAUAUCAGACUUUGCUUUCUUGCCUUUCGGUGGAGGACCAAGAAAAUGUGUCGGGGACCAGUUUGCACUCAUGGAAUCGACUAUAGCAUUGGCAAUGUUGCUGCAGAAGUUUGACAUCAAAUUGAAAGGAACGCCAGAGUCCGUGGAGCUUGUUACUGGUGCAACAAUUCAUACGAAGAACGGGUUAUGGUGCAAAUUGAAGAAGAGGUUGGAUGUGUGCUGAAUCUGAAAAUCCAUUGUUCUCGGUAAACUAUGCCUGUUCAAUACAACACUAUGGAGUUCGGUGCAGCAAAUGCAAUGAAGAGUCACUAAUUUCUGAAGAAGAAGAAGAAGAUAAUUCAAGUCAUAUUAUUCAGAUUUCUGAAGAGAUUGUUGCCCUUCUGUAGGUCUGUAUUUUAUAAUUUUGUAAAAUAAUGUAUUUUGUAUUUUAUAAUUUUGUAAAAUAAUGUAUUAAUCAGAGGUGUAGUGUAGCAGGGGGUAGCACCAGAUUGAAUUUAACAGUGGAGAAAGGAAGCUUUCAAUUCAAUAAAAUAUCAGGCGAUUGCUUCAUUGCUUGGCAUUAUUUUA